AUGCCCAACCCCAUGGAGACUUCUGGGGCCCUCUGCACACCUGUGAGCGGCGACCACCUCGAGGCCAGAAGGCGGGUAGCUGUGAAACGUGGGGCGGCCGCGCGUGGGUUGAGCGCGGGCCGAGACAGCUGUGAGCCGGCCGGCGCCGCAGGUGCGGCUCAUUGGCGCCCGCGCAGGAGUGAAGAGCGCGGCGGGCGCUCCGCGGGGCGUGCUGCUGUCGCCGCUUUCCGCAGCUGCGGCGGAGGAAGCGGGGCGGAGUCCCGGCGCGUGGGGGCCAUGCGGCCGCUGGCUGGGGCGGGUCUGCUGCUGUUGCUCGCCGUGCUCCGGCUGCGUGCCCACACACACAGGUGCUCUCUCUCACACACAGGGCUGAAGUGUGGGAUCCCUGCUGUUGAUGCCGAACGUAGGACAACUGUCUUGGAUUCUGGAUUCUUCUCUGGAAGUACUCGCUGGAGGGAUUCAGCAUUUGGUGGACAACCGUGGCAGGUCUCCCUAAAAUUAGGCGAGCACCGCUUCUGUGCAGGAAGCUUGAUCCAAGAUGAUCUGGUUGUUACAGCAGCACACUGCUUGGUUGGCCUCAAUGAGAAGCAAAUUAAGAGUCUGACUGUGACUGGGGGGCACAACCUCUUUCCGGACGGUAAACAAGAACAGAAGAUUCCUGUUUCAAAAAUGAUUAUCCAUCCUGAGUACAACAGACUUGGAUAUAUGAGCUCUGAUAUUGCACUGCUGUAUUUAAAACACAAAGUCAAGUUUGGAACUGCUGUUCAGCCAAUCUGUCUUCCCCAUAAAGAUGAUAAAUUUGAAGCAGGGCUUCUUUGCAUGACCAGUGGAUGGUGCAAGAUUUCAGAGACAUCAGAGUAUUCAGAUGUCCUACAAGAAGUGGAGCUUCCCAUCGUGGAUGACAGAACGUGUAAUUCUGUGCUGACGGGUAUGAAUUUUCCUCUCCUGGGGAGGACCAUGAUGUGUGCCAGUUUUCCUGAUGGGGAAAAGGAGGCCUGUCAGGGAGACCCCGGAAGUCCAUUGGUUUGUAGAAGAGGCAAUGGAAUCUGGGUCCUUGCUGGGAUAACUUCCCAGGGAGCUGGUUGGACUAGAGGUUGGACUUUAAGAAAUAACCAUAGAAGGGCAUCACCUGGCAUUUUCUCCAAGGUGUUUGAGUUGAUGGAUUUCAUCACUCAGAACACAUUCACAGAUUGUAGAUCUGAGAGACCAGUGUUAUUUGGAGAAAAUGGGAAGAUUCGUUACCACCAUUCCAAAGAAAGCAGCUGUUCUCAUAAUUGCUUAUGUAUGUGGAAAAUAAUGGUACCAGAAGAUAAAAUUAUCCUGAUAAAAUUUGCAAGCUUAGACAUACAAAAUCAAGUUGGUUGUGACGAUGGCUAUAUAUCUUUACAAUCAAGCAAUGGAGUGCUUAUUAGUAAGGUCUGUGGAGAUAAAUUGCCUUCACCAUUGCUGACUGAGACCAGUGAGGCCACAGUGACAUUUGUUUCUGAUCCAGAAAAUGGUGGCAGCAGCUUUGAGCUUACAUUUACUGCUGUUCAGAAGAACUCAGAAGCUGAUUCAGGCUGUGGGAGUGUAUCUGUAUUGGUGGAAGAAGGGAUGAUUCACUCUGCCAGUUAUCCUGACUCGUAUCCCAUGAAUGUAAAGUGUCAUUGGUUCAUUCGUGCUCCGGAGAAACACAUUAUAAAGUUGGAAUUUGAGGACUUUAUCACUGAAUUUAGCCCAAACUGUAUUUAUGAUGCUGUUGUGAUUUAUGGUGAUCCUGAAGAGGAGCACGAGUUAGCUAAACUUUGUGGGAUCUUGAACCCUACUCCAAUAUUCAGUCCUCAUAAUAUGCUGGUGAUUCAUUUUAAAAGUGAUGGUGAAAAUAACUUCCGAGGCUUCAAGGCUAGUUUCACCUUUUUGCUCUCAGACUCUUCAAACCAAGUUGGAUCAACAUCACCUCCCCAAACCAAUCUUGUAUCUUCUGCAAAACUUAUUCCAUAUGGUAUCUGUGGCAUCCCUCCAUUUAGUCUCCAGUGGCUUUCCAGAAGAACUGUAGUGGGGGAGGAAGCCUGUCCCCACUGUUGGCCAUGGCAGGUGGGUGUGAGGUUUCAAGGCAGUCACCAGUGUGGAGGUGCCAUCCUCAACCCAACCUGGAUUCUCACUGCAGCCCAUUGUGUGCAAUCGAAAAAUAAUCCACUUUUCUGGACCAUUGUUGCUGGGGACCAUGACAGAACCCUGAAGGAAUCAACUGAGCAGGUGAGAAGGGCCAAGCACGUUGUGGUGCAUGAAGACUUUGAUAGCCGGAGCUUUGACUCUGACAUCGCCCUAAUACAACUAAGCUCUCCUCUGGCGUUCAACUCCAUCGUGAGGCCGGCGUGUCUCCCAGAAAGCACGGAGCCACUCUUUUCCUCUGAGAUCUGUGCUGUGACUGGAUGGGGAAGCAUUAGUGAAGGUCGCGGCCUUGCAAGGCGCUUGCAGCAGAUUCAGGUGCUUGUGUUAGAAAGAGAGGUCUGUGAACAUGCUUACCGCUCUCACCCAGGAGGGAUCACAGAGAGGAUGAUCUGUGCUGGCUUUGCAACCUCUGGAGGGAAGGAUUUCUGUCAGGGAGACUCUGGUGGGCCAUUAGUAUGUCGACAUGAAAAAGGUCCCUUUGUCCUGUAUGGUAUUGUCAGCUGGGGCGCUGGCUGUGCCCAAACAAGGAAACCAGAUGUAUUUGCCAGGGUGAGUGUCUUCUUGGACUGGAUCCAAUCCAAAAUCAAAGGUACAGGUCCUGCUUCACUUCGGAUAAAUAAUGAAAGAAAAACCUUAACAAGACAACAGUUGCCACCACCCACACCUUCAAUAGACAAUGAGUCUGGACCAGGUUGUUAUUCUGAAGUGGAGCUAGAAGAGCCCAGAGGCUUUUUUUCAACUCCAAGAUAUCCACUGGAUUAUAGAGGAAAACUGGAAUGUUCCUGGGUGCUCAGAAUUUCACCUAGCAGUAUGGCAAAAAUGACGGUUGAAUAUCUGUCACUCCCUGGGUCUCCAAUAUGUCCAGAUUCAGUUAUGACUAUUUAUGAAGAAAGCCACAGUAAGAGAAGGGUGUCAGGUGAAUUAUGUGGAAGAGGGCUUUAUCCAAUGAUUUUCAUGAGCUCUGGACCACUGGUGAGGGUGACAUUUCGUUCCCUUGUGCAAGGUGCUUUGGGCAUAAGUUAUAUUGUCUUUAGAGUCCAAGGUCCAAAGGGCAGUAAAACUCCCAAACUUCUCCAAAGUUCAAACCAAGAACAUGUGGCCACUUAUGAGGAUGUUAUUCUGACUGAACCAGGAGGAAUCAUACAGAUCCCAAGAUACUCUCACAGAACCACUAUGAGUUGCCACUGGAAGUUAUUAGCCCCUUUAGAUCACAUCAUUCGCCUUGAUAUUAUCAACUUCCAGAUGAAGUCGACACCCUUGGCCUGUCAGGGUCAUAUAUGGGUUUAUGAAGGAUUUGGAUCAGGCAAAAAAUUAAUAGGUAACUAA
Molecule: messenger RNA, 3477 nt
Organism: Leopardus geoffroyi (Geoffroy's cat)
Lineage: Eukaryota; Metazoa; Chordata; Mammalia; Carnivora; Felidae
Gene: OVCH1
Product: ovochymase 1
Exons: 25
Coding region: 1-3477 (1158 amino acids)
Biological process (GO): proteolysis
Molecular function (GO): serine-type endopeptidase activity
Source: RefSeq, a predicted model, not a curated record